CUAUAACCUCCAACAAAACCCAUUCUGGUCAGCAGAGCGGAUCGAGUUCCCUUCGUACGAACAAGCAUUCCACACUCGUCGGCGGCCGUCCACCUUGUCAGCCCUGCGUGGUUGUUCUCGGGCAAGCAGUGAAGAAGGUUCGAACCCAAGGGCUUUUUCUACUCCCAAAAUCCGGGUGAUCAAUCACAAUGGAGCUUGGGUCAUAUUCUGAUCAGAGUAAAUCAACAUUUUCCCUUGCGGAUGAGGAUCAUACACUUGCAAAUGCCGUUCGAUUCACCUUAAAUCAAGAUCCUAGAGUGACAUUCUGUGGUUAUAGCAUCCCUCAUCCUUCUGAUAAUCGAGUUAAUAUCAGAGUCCAAACAACAGGGGAUUCGGCCCGUGAGGUGUUGAAAGAUGCAUGCCAGGAUCUGAUGCUAAUGUGCCAGCAUGUUAGGAGCACUUUUGACAAGUCUGUCAAUGAUUUUAAAAUGAGCAAGACGGUGAAGGAUAUGGAUAUUAAAUGAUGUACGAGUUUUAGUUUCAAUUUGUUUCGAACUGCAAAUUAUGGUUCUUAACAGUAGAUUGUAUACGCGACUCUAGCGGUGUGUGUUCCUGCAGCAUGUUUGCUUAAACCGAUUCAAUGAAUGUUGAUUUAUUUUUUAAUUUUAA
Molecule: messenger RNA, 648 nt
Organism: Prosopis cineraria
Lineage: Eukaryota; Viridiplantae; Streptophyta; Magnoliopsida; Fabales; Fabaceae
Exons: 4
Coding region: 189-503 (104 amino acids)
Biological process (GO): DNA-templated transcription
Cellular component (GO): RNA polymerase I complex; RNA polymerase III complex
Molecular function (GO): DNA binding; DNA-directed RNA polymerase activity; protein dimerization activity
Source: RefSeq, a predicted model, not a curated record